Molecule: messenger RNA, 1742 nt
Organism: Hyalella azteca
Lineage: Eukaryota; Metazoa; Arthropoda; Malacostraca; Amphipoda; Hyalellidae
Product: lysosomal acid glucosylceramidase
Exons: 12
Coding region: 11-1534 (507 amino acids)
Biological process (GO): glucosylceramide catabolic process
Molecular function (GO): glucosylceramidase activity
Source: RefSeq, a predicted model, not a curated record
GGUUACUAUAAUGAAGUCCCUGCUGCUGCUCGUUGCCAGCCUCACACUUCUUGAUUUUGCUCAUGGUCAGUGUGCACGAAGGGAUUACGAUCACGACAGUUUCGUAUGCGUGUGCAAUGCCACCUACUGCGACGAGGCUGGUGUGGUGACAGUGCCACCAGCUGGCACCUACACCGUCUACACCAGCACCAGGGACGCCUUGCGUCUCGAGCCAACAUCUGGGAACAUAGAAGCAACGCAAGGUCCAGGAGGCAUUUUGAUCACCGUUGACACUACAACUCAGUACCAGACUAUCGUUGGUUUCGGGUCUUCAUUCUCAGAUGCGGCAGCCCUCAACUUAAACACUUUGUCGGUUGCCACACGCGACAACGCACUGAGGUCGUACUUCGCUCCCGAAGGCUCGGAGUUCUCCGUGUGCAGAGUAACCAUUGGAGGCUCUGACUUCUCGACCCGCCCCUACACUCUCGACGAUGUAGAGGGCGACGUAGAUCUCGAAUUCUGGGCCCUCGCUCCUGAAGAUACUAACGACAAAAUCCCAAACAUCCUGAGAGCAAUGGAGCUCAGUAGUUCCGAGAUAUAUAUAUUUGGAUCACCGUGGUCCCCUCCGGCGUGGAUGAAAAGUACUGGAGAAAUCACUGGUCUUGGAGUCCUCUUACCUGAAAACUGGCAGCCGUACGCCAACUACAUGGCCAAAUGGAUUGAGGCUUAUGAGGCGGCCGGGAUCCCAGUUUGGGGUUUAACACCCCAGAAUGAGCCGUUAGAUACUGAAUUGGAAUGGACCAUUAAUGCCUGCAAGUGGCUUCCUGAAGACAUGAGGGACUACAUCCGAGACUUCUUAGGACCCACCCUCGAGGCUGCUGGCUACUCUGAUAAAAAGUUGAUGGUGUUCGAUUUCAACAGAGACAAGUUGCCCUACUAUGUUGAGCCAAUACUGAGUGAUCCCGAGUGUAGCAAGUACAUCUCAGGUGUUGCUGUUCAUUGGUAUGAAGACGACCACUACUCCCCCGACGUGCUGCUGCAGACAAGGGACCUAGACCCCACCAAUUUCCUGUUGCUGACUGAAGCGAGCACAGGUGUGCGCGAGCUGAACCCGGACAGCGUUUAUUUGGGCGACUGGCUUAGGGGUGAACGCUACUUGUUUGAUAUUCUGGAAAACCUCAACAACUACGUUGCGGGUUGGGUGGACUGGAACAUGGCUUUGGAUGAGGCUGGAGGUCCCUGCUAUACAGGAGGAGCAUUAGAUUCCCAAAUCAUCGUAAACGCCACGGCUGACGAGUUCUACAAAGAACCUCUGCACUACGCGGUGGCGCACGUCAGCAAGUUCUUCACGCGCGGCAGCACACGCGUCGACACCGUCGUCAGCGACUCUCUGAAGGCGGCGGCCGUCACCCGGCCGGAUGGCUCAGUCGCUGUCGUCGUCCUCAGCAUGUCUGACGCUGUGGAGAGCGUGAGCAUCAGCAUCGACGGGUCGCGCUUCAUCAACACGAACUUGCCAGUUAGGAGCUUCAGCAGCUUUAUUCUACCUCCUGCCUAAACUGUGACUCAUGUUAUGCCUAAGAAAAAAUUGUUCUAAAAAACUAUCAGAAUUAAUCACCGUGCCUUGUUCAAUCCAUCAAGAUUGUUCAUAAUGUAAAUUUUCAAAUCAAAACUAUAUGGUAAUUCUAUGUAAAUCUGAAAAGUGCUGCGUAAUUGCUGGGCGUAAGGUAUUUGAAAUUAAAUUCAAAUAGGUGGAGCUUGCAUAA